CUGUGUCAAGGGCUGGGAGCUGAUAGUCGGCCAUUGCUGUGUGUCGUGGCUCGGUAACAAAACACGGAGACGGGGAGAGGAGAGAUACGGGCACACAGGGGGGACGGAGACGUAUUUCUCUUCACGAGUAGAGCAAAAGCAUUUAAUUCUUUAUCGUACCGGUUACAGGAUUCACACAUCCGGAUAUGUCCUUCAUAUUUGAUUGGAUUUACAGUGGUUUCAGUAGUGUACUGCAGUUUCUAGGACUGUACAAGAAGUCUGGCAAAUUAGUAUUUCUUGGAUUGGACAAUGCUGGCAAAACAACGCUACUGCACAUGCUCAAAGAUGACAGAUUGGGACAGCAUGUGCCAACUUUACAUCCAACCUCUGAAGAGCUGACCAUUGCUGGUAUGACCUUCACCACCUUUGAUUUGGGUGGCCACGCACAAGCUCGUCGAGUAUGGAAAAACUACCUCCCUGCCAUCAAUGGUAUUGUCUUCCUAGUGGACUGUGCAGACUACCCAAGACUGGCCGAGUCCAAAGUAGAACUUGAUGCAUUAAUGACAGAUGAAACCAUUGGAAAUGUGCCUAUCUUGAUCCUUGGUAACAAGAUUGACAGACCAGAAGCCAUCAGUGAAGAGAAGUUACGAGAACUGUUUGGGUUAUAUGGACAGACAACAGGCAAGGGCAACGUUCCAUUGAAGGAGCUGAAUACGAGACCACUAGAAGUGUUUAUGUGCAGUGUGCUGAAGAGACAGGGUUACGGCGAGGGGUUCCGCUGGCUGGCCCAAUACAUCGACUGAGCCAGUGUUCAGGAGCCUUGGGAGGAAUCCCAGUUCACCACAUUUGAUCCCAUGUCUGGUUAUAAAGUUUGCCUCUGCUGUUGAAACAUGUACAACACGAACCCAAUAGACUUUUAUUGGUUGAACAUUUGGUUAUAAAAUUGACAUUUUUCUAGAAGAAUAAUAUAGCAUCAACCGUGCUAAACAUUUUAAGUCCGAGCCGUUGAAAAAAAGAGAAUACCUGUUUUUUUCUGAGCAGUUUGUAUGCGUGAACGUCGAAACAUGUUAACUCUGUAAUCCCACUGGAUGACUCUUUUUAAACAGCCUUUCUUGGCAUCAGUUCCCAAAACCAUACAAACGAGUGAAAGAGAAACGUGGUAGUUGUAUGCAGCUGAAUGCACUUUUUUUAACAGGAGAGAUGACAGACAUGCGACUAGUAUUUAAUGUUCAAUUUUUAUGUUGUUUUUUUUUUGGAGCUAUUUGGUUUCAAUAAACCUAGAAUAUGUAACCACGUAUACAUCUGUUACUUUGAAAAAAUUAUUUCUGUUAGAUUUUCUAGCUGCAUGAUGCCUUAAGUCAGACCAUAUCUGCCCCUGCCCAUUUGAUGUAAUUAAAACCAAUCAAAAAGUUAUUUUGUUAUUCUUCUUUGAAUAUGAAGAUACAAUAAACUAUUUGGCAUUUAGGAUA
Molecule: messenger RNA, 1448 nt
Organism: Lepisosteus oculatus (spotted gar)
Lineage: Eukaryota; Metazoa; Chordata; Actinopteri; Semionotiformes; Lepisosteidae
Gene: sar1b
Product: secretion associated, Ras related GTPase 1B
Biological process (GO): vesicle organization; membrane organization; intracellular protein transport
Cellular component (GO): endoplasmic reticulum exit site; COPII vesicle coat
Molecular function (GO): GTP binding; GTPase activity
Source: RefSeq, a predicted model, not a curated record